Molecule: messenger RNA, 1114 nt
Organism: Sinocyclocheilus grahami
Lineage: Eukaryota; Metazoa; Chordata; Actinopteri; Cypriniformes; Cyprinidae
Product: voltage-dependent T-type calcium channel subunit alpha-1I-like
Exons: 4
Coding region: 1-966 (321 amino acids)
Source: RefSeq, a predicted model, not a curated record
AUGUGUUCUUACACUUACACCUACAAAUCUAUGUCUGUCUGGUUGUCUGAGAGACUGGAUGGCCUUAAAACAGUUAAAGAGCACGGCAGCGCUGACCUGAGCACAGGUGAGCUCGUGUGCAGAAGUGUUCUUCCUCAGAGCGAGGCAUCCAGCCCAGGGCGAGACCGACGGGAAGAGCGGCGUGAGACGGGGCACCGCGGAGAUGGCAGUGGAGGAGACGGACAGACGUCUUCACCUCUCUUUCAUCUCCCGGCUGAGUUCUUCCACCCCACCACUGCUGCAGUUCCCCAGGGCAGCCCAGCCAUCGGAGCGGCCCAGCCGGGCUCCAGACACGCAUCUCCGGCCUCAUGGGCUUCUCUCAGGUCCCCAGGGGCCAACAGCAGGGUCAUGGGCUCUCAGACGUCCCACAGUAACUCCUCGCUGGCCACGGGCAGCUCGGUGAGCAGCCUGCAGACCAUGCUGGAGGAGGGCGUCUCUACGCUACCCCUGAUCUGCAGAACCCACGUCCCUCCUCCAGAACUCAGCCAGAGAUCCCGCACUCCACAGUCUCUGCUCAACCUCCAGGCCACCAGGGGGCGCCACAGGAAUCGGAGCAGAUACAGUGACUGCACAAAUCUUAACUGGAUCCGACAGGACCCCUCCGAUGAGGACACUGGAUCCGGGGUUAGGGAUGGAGGACCCGGUCAGGCUGGUAAUGCGGAACAGUUAUCGGAUAAUCUGAGUAGCUACUCUUUGACGUCUCUGCACCUGCCUGAUUCGCUGGCGCCGCCGCUGGCCAAGAAGUGCAACAGCACUGGGAGUUUAGUACUGGGGAGCCUAGCGGUCCGGAAUAAAGAUGGGAGGUGCCUGUACGGAUUCGAUCCUUGGAUUGAAGCAACAAGUGAGGAAACUGAGAGGGAUGCAUCCCCCGUUGACACCAAGACGUGCAGCCAGACUGUAGGUUCUGGCUGCCGUAAGAACAGAUGAAAUGCGCGGUUCGGUCCAGGUAUGGGACACUGUUUGGUCUCUUCCGGGAACUCGUCUCCAUGUACUGUAUGUCUCGAAUGACACAAAUCUGUUUCCUGUUGUGCUACUGACCAGCUAAAGCUCACAGCCACAGCAACACAGUGUCUUU